GCGGUGACAGUUCGAUUUUGUGCGCUUUGGUUGUGAGACGCGCGCGUCGCUCGCGACACGUAUUUACAAUUUUAGAUAGAAAUUCUUUUACGGGACGAAUUUCUGUAAAAAUACAGCGUAUAUAACCCUAUAACCGUUAAUGUAUCACAUAGUUAUAAUCGAAAACGGGUGGAAUUAAGAAAAACAACUCUCCAGCUGCCGAUUGAGAGCCAGUGGUUGUUUGUGAUUGUGUGGGGGUGGUCGUGCACAGUAAACAAAUAGGAUUUCAUUCGUUGCGAAACUUCAGAUUUCUACACGUCGUUAAGAUUAGCAACAUAAAUACAGCUGUGGUGGUUCGCUGAGUUGCCUGGUGGUCGAGUCCGAUGGGGGCUACUAUACGGCGAUGCCGCCCACUGCCAUGAGGCUCGACAGUCCUCCGCUGAACAACAACAACGCCUCCCGACCGGAACUGGAGCUGCUCGCCAAGCUGGAGGAAGCCAACCGCCUCUACGAGUCCGACGCCAAGUCGCUCAACUCGCUGAGCGGGGCGUCGGCGUCGGGGCAUUCCAGGAAGAGCUCCGACACAUCCCAGAUCUCGCUCACCUCAGGGACGAGCUCCACCCACGACCGCACCGAGGACGGGGGCGAAGAGGACCUGUGGGUGAGAUGGGGCCACAUCGCCAACGACUGGGAGAACCACUGGAAGAAGAACAACGCCCAGGUGCGCGAGAUGGUCCGUCGCGGCAUCCCCCUUCACUUCAGGGCGAUCGUCUGGCAGCUGCUCUGCGCAGCCACUGAGGCUCCCGAGAAGAAGCUCUACGCGGAGUAUAUAAAAACCAAAUCGCCAUGCGAAAAAGUGAUAAGGAGGGACAUCGCCAGGACUUACCCAGAGCACGACUUCUUCAAAGAGAAAGACGGACUAGGUCAAGAAUCUCUUUUUAACGUCAUCAAGGCCUAUUCCUUGCACGACAGAGAAGUGGGUUAUUGCCAAGGAUCGGGCUUCAUCGUGGGUCUUCUUCUAAUGCAGAUGCCGGAGGAAGAAGCGUUUGCCGUUCUAGUGAAGAUCAUGGAAGACUUCAGGAUGCGCGACAUGUUCAAGCCGAGCAUGGCCGAGCUGGGUCUCUGCAUGUUCCAGUUAGAAAAUUUGGUGGCCGAAUACCUACCAGAUCUGAAUCAGCAUUUCCAGUCCCAAAAUUUCCACACCUCGAUGUACGCUUCCAGCUGGUUUCUCACCCUGUUCACCACGGCUCUCUCUCUACCGUUGGCGUGCAGAAUAAUGGACGUGUUCCUCUCGGAAGGGAUGGAGAUAAUAUUUAAGGUAGCUCUGGCGAUGUUGACUUUGGGGAAGGAGGAGCUGAUGUCCUUGGACAUGGAGGGAAUGCUGAAGUACUUCCAAAAAGAACUCCCGGGUCGCGCAGAGGCAGACCCCGAAAGUCUGAUGCAGUCCGCUUACAGCAUGAAGUACAACGCUAAGAAGAUGAAGAAAUUGGAGAAGGAAUACAACGUCAUAAAGACGAAAGAACAAGAAGAAAUGGCCGAACUGAAGAGAUUACGGCAGGAGAACAAGCAGCUAAGGCACAGGUGCGAGAUGCUGGAGGAGGAAAGCAAAGCCCUGGCGGAUCGUCUGGUGAGGGGUCAGGUGAGCAGAGCGGAAGAAGAAGAGACCACAUUUGUGGUACAGAGGGAGCUGGACGUUCUCAGACACACCCACCUGGAGACGACUCACCAGCUCGCUCUGGCGAACGAAAAGAUCAGGUCUUUGUCUUUGAUGAUGGAGGAAACGCACACUUCGAGGCAGUCAUCGAUGGAGGAGAUAACGUUGAAACAGGAGCAGCUGCAGCAAAGGGAAGAAAUGAUCGAGUGUCUGCAGGAAGAGCUGGUAAAGGUGAGGCUAAGGGAGGCGGAGAACGACGCUCUGAUCCGGGACCUCAGGUCGAGGAUCCACGAGUUAGAAGAAGACAAGAAGACCUUGAGGGAGAUAACGCCAGAUAACAGCGUGGCCCAUUUACAAGAGGAACUGAUCGCCGUGAAGCUUAGAGAAGCCGAGGCCAACCUUUCCCUUAAGGAUCUCAGACAGAGGGUGUCGGAGCUGAGCAACCAGUGGCAGAGACAUCUUCAGCUUUCGUACUUGCAGGAGCACAAGCAGGAACCGACCUCGUCCAGCGACGCUCACAGCACUCCGAAGAAGCUGUUGUUCUGGGAGAACCGUCACAACGAAACUCAGAAAUUGGAAGAGGAACUCAUGACAACCAGGAUAAGGGAGAUGGAGACCCUCACGGAAGUUAAAGAGUUACGGCUCAAGGUUAUGGAAUUGGAGACUCAGGUGCAGGUGAGCACCAACCAGCUGCGCAGGCAAGACGAGGAGAUAAAGAAGCAGAGGGAGAGCCUUGAAGCGGCCGAGUUAAGGGACAGGGAGGCAGCGGCUCGUCUUUUGGAAGAGCAGAGGAGGUACUCUGAUCUGGAGAGUAAAAUGCAGGACGAGCUAAUGAAGGCUAAGAUCAGCGACGCCGAGAAGACCCAGGCCGUGGCGGAACUGACCCAGAAGAUUAGCCAGCUGGAAUUGAAGAGCCAAGAAAUUGCCACGGAAGGGGAGCUGAGGAUCCACUCGGUGGACGAUAGCGAUAAAGUUCGGGAUCUUCAGGACAAAGUCGCCGAUCUGCAGGCCGAAGUCAUGAGAUUGGAAUCCUACCAAAAAGGAGGCUUAGGAAACGGCAGCGGCCUCCUGUCCACGGACAGAUCCUCGUCCAUCGACAGCACCGAUGACGACAUCAAGUUCCGAUUCGACGAUCCCACCUUAAGGUUGGAUCUCGCCGAUUCCCCCACCACCCCGCCCGAGCUUAAUUUCAGCGAUCUGUCUAAGACCGCCGUCCCGAAAAACGGCGACGGCGACAAACUGGACGCCAACAGAAACAAGCACUCCGCCCCGGAGGUGCACAGCUCUGAAAAUCGCGUGCCACAGGUCUGACAGCACGACUGAGUUUCUAGGAUAAUUUGAGGUGUAGCGUAGGUUUGUGGUCUAGACGUUCAGUAGUACCUCAUCCCGCCGGACACCAUUGCUGGGUCGCGGUUAGUUUUUCGGUAUCGUGAUUCGAGAUUUAGAUGUGUAUAUACAUAAUUAGGUGGAAUUCUUGAAUUUGCAGGGUUUAUCGCGUAAUUGAAGUCAUGUUUAGAAUUUUGUAACUCCAAUUUUAUAGAAUUUUGCUUCGAGAUACAACUUUGUAAUGGUACGUUGAAGAUAAGACGUAUAAAUAAUGGAGAAAAGUUUACGAAGGAUAUUGGUACGACUCGACUAAUCCCAUAAAACAAGGUUAUGGGUUGGCGUGCCCGUAACUUUAACGAGAAGUGUUUCUCUCACAUUUCUGUAACUUAUUUUCUGUCCUUAGAUUAGCACCAAUCUAGUAAGUUAUGUUAGUCAUUUAUUAGGCCGGGCUUGCAACGCAAACAGAAACCCAUUCUCAAGUUAUUAGUUUACGGCUUUGUAUACCGAUACAAAGCCGUAAAGGCUUUGUAUCGGUUUUGUGCACCGCACAAGUGCAGCUGAGGGUAAAAGAAAUGUCCGAAAAUGACUAAAAGAAUAUCGUCCGCAGCUGUACGGGUGCAACAGUCAGUUACAUCUAACUGACAUCUGUCAACUGUCAGUUUACAACUGUCAAUUUAAUAUGAGGUUAUAUUUGACGUGUAACGUUUCUCUUUUUGAAGGUAAAAAAAUGUGUUAGCAAAAACUAAUAAGUCCGUUAUUAGGUUAUUACUUUCACAUCUCCUUAUUGUGUACUUAAUUUCCACUUUGCUAAUUUCUAGGUAAACGUAAAAUUUCUGUGAAAAAAAAAGUAUAUAUAACGGAAACCUUGGUUUCGUCCAAGAUGUAUCUUAUGAAUUAGUGAGAGUUGUUAGAGUAGAUUUUUUAAUAUUUUAUCUGUGUUAAUCUUUAGUAUUAUAAGGGGGCUGUUGAAAAAAAAAAAAAAAAUGGAAAUACCGUUUGGUUUCGUGGCGCAAAGCCAGUAGUGUCGUCGUUAGAGUGAUGUGAACCCAACCCGAUAGUCAUGUCAUAUACGUAGCGGUUAUCGAUUCAGAGUAACUUGACUAAAUCUUUAAUUUAAUUUAUUAGAAAGCUAUAUUCCCGAGGAAACGUCUCGAGUUAAUCUCGUUACAGUAUUACAUGGUUUAUUAAAAAUUAUUUUUAACGAAUUUUUUUUUAAAUUUUAAUUUGUAUGUACUAGUAUUUUAAAACUUUUUUUUAGUAUACGGCUAUACAUUUUAACUCGAAACGUUCCGUCGGGCGACUACGUAAUUAGGUGCUAUUUUUAUGUACUGGUUAAAGUAUUUAUAUUUAUUUGCGUUUAUUAAUAAGUUUAUUGUCUCUAAAAACAACAUUCCCUAGAUAACAUCGAAAUAACAAUUUCGUAACGUGUAUCGAUAAUGUUAUAAUACCUUUUAAUGUAAUACUCAAAAAAAAAAAUUGCUCGCACAUAGUGAAAUAAUAUCGGUGUGGUUAGAUUUUUUAUUGAGGUAAAGUAUUUUAUUAUUUAAUUUUAUACUCGUUGUGUUGGUUUAAAUUUUAUUUCGGAUCCAGUCUUGAGCAAUAAUUAUUUUUAUUGUUGUAACGUGUAUCGUUAAAUUUAAUUGUCAGAUUAUACAAUUUUGUCAUUGGUAUUGUUUGCUUGUAUGUACGUAUUUUUUUUUUAAAUAUAUUUGUAUAACAGAUUCUGUGGGAUUUUAUU
Anoplophora glabripennis (Asian longhorned beetle) is the source of this 4697-nucleotide messenger RNA. RefSeq names its product ecotropic viral integration site 5 ortholog (gene Evi5). The record is from RefSeq and is a predicted model, not a curated record. Lineage: Eukaryota; Metazoa; Arthropoda; Insecta; Coleoptera; Cerambycidae. The coding region runs from base 383 to 2944 and encodes 853 amino acids. The transcript is spliced from 13 exons.